Messenger RNA from Schistosoma rodhaini, 1237 nucleotides. Lineage: Eukaryota; Metazoa; Platyhelminthes; Trematoda; Strigeidida; Schistosomatidae. The record is from the annotation of a GenBank genome assembly.
AGCAGUACGACUUCGCCUUCGGAUGUUAAGUUGCUGCUUCUGAUCUAACCGUUCUCCAACCGACCUGCUUAGGGUAGUAGGACCUAAGGGAACAAGUGUUCCACUUAAUAUAGCUCAGACAAGUCAUCACAAUAACCAAGCCCAGCUACCAUAUCAAGGUAGCAGCUACGAUCGGGAAUGGGGUGCCUACUUACUAUUCAUAGCGUCCACUUCCUGUACGAAUAUGAUAUUUCAUAUCUCAUGAACCACAAUCGAUUUAACUGUGCAAAGUGUUGUUGUUUCUUGUAGAAUUUAGUCUUUUUGGUUCUUUUUUGUCAGACUUUCAGCUUUACCUCAAAACUGAUAGAAUUCAGCAGCGAAUGACUGACCAUUCACAUUCAUGUACCAAUCAUACAGCGUUAUAUCAAUCAACUCAUCAAGAUUUAAGUGAAAUGGACUUUGAAAGAGGGAUUUUGGGUGCUUCCACACGUGGUGAUAUUGAUCGCGUCCGGAAAUUAUUAAAUAAACAUGUUAAUGUUAACGUACCAGACAGUUAUGGGUAUACAGCUCUGCAUUAUGCUGCUAGAAAUAAUCAUGAAGAUGUUUGCAAAGUAUUAUUAGAAGCAGGGGCUGAUAGUUUCGCAAAGACAAAGAAUGACGGGGCUACACCUGCACAUCGAGCAGCAUAUGCGGGACAUCUUGGUAUUUUAAAACUGCUCGUCGGCAAGGGAGGAGCACCACUACUAGAAUCUCGUGAUAAUUGUGGUAGGAACUGCUUGCACCACGCGUACCGAGGGAAGCAGAAAAAUAUAAUAGAUUGGUUAUUGGAGAGCUAUCCUAAUCUGUCUAGUACUAGAGACAACAAUGGUGUUCUUCCAGACUUCGUUGGUCAGUCAGCUAAUGAAAUGCACUGUCAUGAAUUAAAUGUAUGAUCUAUGGUAGAUAAAUAACUCACAUUAAGGCUUUUCCAUUUUUUAUAUCCAAAUCUGACUUUGCUUAUAACUAGUCUACUGUGUAUGUUCAUCACCAUAUGUUCAUUCCCAUAUCACAGACUUAAUUUUUAGAAUUUUUUUCAUUACUAAAGUAUUACUCUGUGAAUGGUAUUUGUAUAGCUACUUAAUUACUAGAUAGUAUUGUCUUUUUAUGUAGUUAUAUUUCUCAGUGGUACUUUAGCACAGAAUAUUUCAGCAUAAAACAAUUUACUCUAGUCCAAGCUAUAUACUUGACACUGGUUUAAAUUCUAUUUGACCUAUAAUAU